Messenger RNA from Neocloeon triangulifer, 2843 nucleotides. RefSeq names its product cullin-5 (gene Cul5). Gene Ontology annotation, molecular function: ubiquitin protein ligase binding. The record is from RefSeq and is a predicted model, not a curated record. Gene Ontology annotation, cellular component: SCF ubiquitin ligase complex; Cul5-RING ubiquitin ligase complex. The transcript is spliced from 15 exons. Gene Ontology annotation, biological process: protein ubiquitination; SCF-dependent proteasomal ubiquitin-dependent protein catabolic process. NCBI's taxonomy places the organism in Eukaryota, Metazoa, Arthropoda, Insecta, Ephemeroptera, Baetidae. Bases 90 to 2459 code for a protein of 789 amino acids.
GCCGACGACUAAAUAACCAUUAUGGCGCUCAGUCCCGAAAAUCUGCGCUAGAUUUUUCAGACGACCGACCGAAAUUUGCCCAUGCCAUCAUGACUACGACGUCGGUUCCAACAUUAAUGCGAAAGAAUGACCAGCCCACGUAUGAAGAGAAAUGGCCCGACAUGCGCCCGACAAUUCUGAAACUUUUGAAUCAGGAGACGGUCACGCAACAAGAGUACCAUGACCUUUUCUACAGCGUCUACGCCGUGUGUCAGUGGGACGACAAGGGCACAAACAAAAUCAAAGAUUCUCUUCAAGAGGACAUAAUUGAUUUCAUACAAAAGGCGCAGCUGAGAGUUUUGGCCCACAAAGAGGACGAGGCCCUGUUGAAGGCGUACAUCGUCGAGUGGAGACGUUUCCUGACCCAGAGCAGCUACUUGCCGGCGCCUUUCAAGCACCUCGAAGCCGCCCUUCUCAAGCAGCCAACAAACAACGGCAAAAAGCCACACCACGACGAACACAUCAUUCGCAAACUGAUGCUGGAUUCGUGGAACUUGAGUAUUUUCUCAAACAUCAAGCAGCGUCUUCAAGAUUCGGCGAUGAAACUGGUCCAGUCGGAAAGGAACGGCGAAGCUUUUGAUUCUCAACUUGUGAUCGGUGUUCGCGAGUCUUACGUGAAUCUCUGCUCCAAUUUUGAGGACAAGCUGCAGAUUUACAGAGAGAACUUUGAAAGGGCGUAUAUGGAGUCGACAGAGACCUUCUACAAGGUCACGUGUGCCCAGUACCUUGGCAGCAACGGAGUGCAGAACUACAUGCGGUACGCCGAGCUGAAGCUGAGGGAGGAGGAAGUUCGGGCCAAAAAAUACCUCGAGUGUGACGAAUCUGUCCGAGUGUUAGUGAAUACCUGCGUCAACACAAUUGUUACACAUUUCAAAACCACAAUCUUAGCAGAGUGUCCCAAGAUGUUGAUCAAGGCCAACGAGACCGACAAAGUGUCGGUAAUGUCGGCCAUCAACGAGUUGAAACUCAUGUUCAAGCUGAUGGACCGUGUACACGAAGGGGUCACUCCGAUGCUGAGCGACCUGGAGCAGCACAUUGUGUCCUCUGGCCUUGCGGACAUGUUUGCUUCUGCCGAGCAGGUCACACAAGACUCUGAAAAGUACGUGGAGCACCUCUUGGAUCUGUUCACGAGAUUCAGCACCCUGGUGACGGACGCUUUUGGCGACGACCCCAGAUUCCUCACGGUCCGAGACAAAGCCUUCAAGCGUGUUGUGAACGACACUCAAGUGUUCAAACUGGACUUGCCGUCUAAGCAGAGCGGAGUUGUCAAAACCCAGCCUGAGUCAAAGUGUCCGGAAUUGCUGGCCAAUUACUGCGACAUGCUGCUCAGGAGGACUCCUUUGAGCAAACGACUGACUUCGGACGAAAUUGAGGCCAAACUCAGAGAUGUGCUGCUGGUGUUGAAGUACAUUCAAAACAAGGAUGUCUUCAUGAGGUACCACAAGGCUCACUUGACCAGAAGAUUGAUUCUCGACACCUCGGCUGAUUCUGACAAGGAGGAAAGCAUGGUCGAAUGGCUAAGGGAGGUGGGUAUGCCUGCAGACUUUGUCAACAAACUGGCUCGAAUGUUUCAAGACAUCAAAGUCAGCGAAGAUUUGAAUUCGCAGUUCAAAGACGAGUACAGAGCGUCCAAGGGCAGUUUGGCAGAUUCUAUUAGUAUUAAAAUCCUGAACGCUGGUGCCUGGGCCAGGGGUAGUGAGAGGGUGGCCGUGUCGCUGCCACUGGAACUGGAGGACUACAUUCCAGAGGUGGAGGACUUUUACAAAAAGAAACACAGUGGCCGUAAACUGCAGUGGUACCACCACAUGUCCAAUGGAACUAUAACAUUUUCAAAUGAUGUCGGCUGUUUUGAUCUCGACGUCACCACUUUUCAAAUGGCUGUUCUGUUUGCGUGGAACCAACGUUCUCAUGACCACAUUACCUACGAGAACCUGAGACUUGCAACUGAAUUGCCUGAUCCUGAACUGAAAAGAACUCUCUGGUCUCUUGUCGCAUUCCCGAAAUUGAAGAAGCAAGUUUUAGUCUACGAGCCUGCAGUCACUUCAGCCAAAGACUUUGAUUUAGGCACAACCUUUUGGAUCAACCAAGACUUCUGUCUUGUAAAAAGCAAUAAGUCGCAGAAGAGAGGAAAGAUCAAUUUGAUUGGCCGGCUGCAGUUGUCGACCGAAAGAAGUCGGGAGGAGGACAACGAAGGCAUUGUGCAGCUCAGGAUUUUGAGAGUCCAAGAGGCGAUCAUCAAGAUUCUCAAGAUGAGGAAGAAAAUCACAAAUGCUCAACUGCAGGUCGAACUGGUCGACAUUCUCAAGAACAUGUUCCUGCCCACGAAGAAGAUGAUCAAAGAGCAGGUGGAGUGGCUGAUCGAGCACAAGUAUCUGCGGAGGGACGACAACGACCUCAACGUCUUCUACUACAUUUCGUAAGCUUUUGAUAUAAGUUAGGUAGGCUUGGAUUUGUCCUGUUUGAAUGUUUCUGGUAGCUUGUAUCAAGCGUACCACUGAUUACGUAUUUGUAAUAAAAAUGAUUUGCAACUUAAGCAAAAUAGUGAUUAACAAGCAAAUAUUGAUUUCCAUCUUAAUUUCAUACCAAGUAAAAAGAGCAUAAAUUUAUAAGUUGAAUUUUGCCAAACAAGACGGACAGGCAUCAGGCAGCUUAAAGAAUUUGGGCUGUUUCUUUCUUCUUGAAACUUGGAGGAGGCCUUGUCCGCUACAGCUUAUUCCUGAUUAACAGAAGCAGUGGGAAAUUGAGUUUGUUGUGCAAAAAGAAAACAAUUAUUCAGCAUCUCUCAAGGAAAAGUAUAAAUUUAG